Molecule: messenger RNA, 3972 nt
Organism: Calidris pugnax (ruff)
Lineage: Eukaryota; Metazoa; Chordata; Aves; Charadriiformes; Scolopacidae
Gene: C7
Product: complement component 7
Exons: 18
Coding region: 357-2858 (833 amino acids)
Biological process (GO): immune response
Cellular component (GO): membrane attack complex
Molecular function (GO): protein binding
Source: RefSeq, a predicted model, not a curated record
UGUUCAGAGGAAAGAAACUGUGAAAGAGAAGAUAAGGAAAAGAGGAUUGUUUUUCCAGUAAACGCUCUUCAUAACUUUGUGCCAGCCCUAGACAGUACAUCCAAGCCUUGAUUUAUAUGUCUUAAAAACACUGAGCAGCUCCCAAAGCAGGCUGUGUCCCUGGAGAGGACUAGAUGGGUUAAGAUGAAAAUUCCUCGGCAAUAUUCAGCCUUUUUAGGGAAAGAAAAGCAGAAUAGCAAGACAGAAUGAGAGGAGACGUACAGUAGCAGACAGACUGACUGACUCCUUUGGCUGCUGAAUUGAGUGGAAGUGCAUUUUCCCUGGUAAUUGCUGGAUAUCUGAGUAUUUAAUCUAACAUGAAGGUGCUGGGGAUUUUCCUGUUGCUGGAAGUUUCAGGCUUCUUUCCCGUUUUUUCCAGCCCUUCUCCAGUCCAUUGCCGCUGGAAUUCUUUUGGUGCGUGGUCCGAGUGCGAUGGCUGUACUCAAAAACAGAUUCGGAGACGGACAGUGGCAGUUUACGGCCAAUACGGGGGAAACCCCUGCUCUGGGGACGCCUUUGAAACAAGACCAUGCACCCCCACGAGGGGAUGCCCAACAGAGGAUGGCUGUGGUGAUCGGUUCAGGUGUUUCUCAGGUCAGUGCAUCAGCAGAUCUCUUGUGUGCAAUGGAGAUCAGGAUUGUGAGGAAGAUGGUGCAGAUGAAGAUAGAUGUGAAGAGAAGAUGACUGUAUGUGAUAUCGAUAAAACGCCUCCGAAUUCAGAACUUACAGGAGCAGGCUUUGAUGCCAUUACUGGUGAGACUCGGGGAAGAGUCAUUCAUACAAAAAGCUUUGGAGGACAAUGCAGAAAGGUCUUUAGUGGCGAUGGGAGACAAUACUACAGGCUGAGUGAAAGUGUUCUUGCUUACACUUUCCAGGUUAAAAUUCAGAAUGAUUUCAGUUAUGAGUUUUUCAACAGCAGCUGGUCUUAUAUGAAACAAACAGAGCACAGGGAGAAAUCAAACAGUGGACACAGAAAUAUACAUAAUAAUUUUCUACAACAGAGUCAAAAGAGUAAGCAGCUGAUGGUUAUUGAGAACAGUGUGGAAGUUGCUCAGUUUAUUAACAACCGCCCAGACUUUCUCACUCUUGCGGAGCCCUUCUGGAAGGAACUGGCCAACCUUCCGGUCAUCUAUGACUACAACGUCUACCGAAGAUUUAUUGAACAUUUUGGGACUCAUUUCAUACACUCUGGAUCUCUAGGAGGACAUUACAAACUUCUUUUUUAUAUGGAUACUGACAAAAUGAAAGAAGAAGGUAUGAGCAUAAAAGACAUGUACGAGUGCACCGAAUCAGGCUGGAACUUCUUCUUUGUGAAAAAGAAGGAAGUAAAGUGCUCCAAACUGGAUGAACUGCUACGGAGUUCUUCAGGAAGCAGUGGUAAUAAGAUUAAAGGAAACCCCUACGUAGAAGGAGGAAACCCACGUACUGUUGCUGGCCUUAGUUAUCUAGAGCUGAAUAAUCCUGCUGGUAACAGUCAGAGAUACUCCUCUUGGGCCGGAUCAGUGACAGACUAUCCCAGCAUAAUUAAACAAAAGCUAACACCAUUAUACGAGCUGGUAAAGGAAGUACCCUGCUCCUCAGUCAAAAAGCAUUACCUGAAACAAGCCAUUGAAGAAUACAUGGCUGAAAAUGAUCCCUGCAAAUGUCAGCCUUGCCAGAACGGUGGUGAGCCGGCUGUGGAAGGAACUCGGUGUGUGUGUUACUGCAAGCCUUACACCUUUGGAGCAGCCUGUGAGCUGGGAACUCUUGUGCAAGAUCAGCCAGGUGUUGUUGAUGGACGCUGGAGCUGUUGGUCUUCCUGGAGUCCUUGUUCAGGGGGAAGGAAAUCGCGGAGCAGAGCCUGCAACAACCCCUCCCCGCGAGGCGGUGGGAAAGCCUGCAUAGGAGAGCAGCGUGAAAGCAGACCAUGUGAAGAUGAAGAGUUGCAACAUUUUCACUUGAUUGAGCCACACUGUUUUGAUUUAUCCAUAACUCCUACAGAAUUCUGUUCACCUCCUCCUCUCUUGGAAAAUGGAUUUGUUCAAAAUGCUGAAAACUCUUAUCCUGUUGGGAAAAACAUUGUUUAUGCUUGCAAACAUGGAUAUUCUCUUGUUGGCGAUCCCGUUGCUAAGUGUGGCAGUAAUUUACAGUGGCAAGUUGGAGACAAGCAUUGCCAGGAAACGGCUUGUCUUUUGCCCGACCUGGAGGGAGGUUUGCAAGGAGAGCCAUGGAAAGCUGCAUAUGAGAUUGGUGAGAGAAUAACUCUGUCUUGCCCACAUGGCAUGCAGUUAGAAGGGGCACGCUCCAUUUUAUGUGAGCCCAGUCUCAAGUGGUCUCCCGACAUGAAGAGUAUCCGGUGCAAGGAACCAGUGCCCAGUGUGAAACCAGAAGUGACAGAGCCUAAAUGUCAGCCAUGGGAGAAAGUGCAUCAGUCACAAUGUGUGUGCAAAAUGCCCUAUGAGUGUGGUCCUUCCCUGGACACAUGUGCUACAGAUGAAAGAACCAAGAGAAACACAGCUUUAACAGUUUGCAAGAUGCAUGCCUUGGAGUGCAUGGGCAGAAAAUAUUCUCUUACUAAUGCAGAAAACUGCAAAAUACGUCAGGCAGCUGAAAUAUCAUGUGGAUCUUGUCGUUCAUGGGAAAAAUGUGAUGCGGAAUCCGGCAGCUGUAUUUGUGAGGAGGAUGGACCAUGCGAGGAGGGAGGGAUCCAGAUCUGUGCUGAAGUGAGCGGCUCUGCUGCCCGCCAGACCAUGACGGAGUGCGAGGCCGGGCGGCUGAAAUGCCGGGGGGAGACUCUCACCCUGGUCAGCAUAAGGCCCUGCGACACACAAAGUGAAUAAGAUACGUUACGGUUCAUUUUGCUUGCUGCCAUGGGGUAAGUCAACAUGUGCCAACUCUUGGGCAUGGACAUCCUUCCAACCUUGCUCUCCCGAAAGAAAGCUCUGCCGUGAAGUCCACCGGGGCUGGUGAGCCUGUGUGCAUGGGGUCCACAUCGGAGACCUGUGUUGGGCAGAGCUCACUCACUGCUGCACACCAUGACAGGGCUCAUGUUUAGGCCCGAACUUAGCGCUGGCUAGCUUACUUCACAUUUUCAUCAGAAUUAAAAAAUACCACUGAAGUGCAAUUGCCAAAGUAGCAUUUAUAGUUAGUGAUGGAUUACGGUGUCUGACAUUGCUAAUACAUUUUUCUUAAAGCCACACAAGCAUAUACAUAGCAUAUGCACAUACAAGCAUAUGCACUGAGCAGAUUUAGAUUUAAAAAAGAACUAAAUUAAGCUUUACAAAGAGGUAUGAUUCUUCUCUUUUAAUACAGUAACUUCUUCCUACUGUGCCUUAUUCAGUUGAGCAAACAUUGUGCAUGGCAUUGAACCUGUCCUUGAGUCUGAAGCUCUUAAAGGUCAAAACAGUGUGCAUUAAUAGUAAAGCCAGCUUAAAGUAAUGAGGUGACUUGUAUGCUUCUAGCUUCUCUUACACAGAACCUGUCCAUGAAAAAACGCCAUUUUAUGUUGUCAUGAGCUGCAUCUGUAAGCGCAGGUGACUCAGUUGCAUUUGUCACAUGCAUUUAUGUUUGUGCCAAGACCAGUUUGCCGACAGACUGUUGCCCACAGAGCAAAGGCAGCUACAGGGAAAGUGCAUCCUCACAGGAACAGAGACACCGCGCAUGUGGUCCCCCAAGACUGCUCCUGAAUAAAAGAAGUCUCUUACACUCUUUCCUUGCACAGCCACCUUGCUGCCCGGUGUAGUCAGACAGCAACAUCUUUGCUCAUGUGGUGUAUCUUGCAAGUUGUCCUGGCAGCCCAAUCCCUUCUGACUGUUCUCAGAUGCCAACAGGACAAAGGGCUGGGUAGCAAGUGGGUGAUCAGGCAAGUGCAGCAUUAUCAGCCAGAAGCCUGUAUGCUUUCUAAGCAACGGAUUUUAUUUCUUACGACCAAUAAAUACCUGUCACAUAAAACAU